Durusdinium trenchii is the source of this 1931-nucleotide messenger RNA. Lineage: Eukaryota; Dinophyceae; Suessiales; Symbiodiniaceae. The record is from the annotation of a GenBank genome assembly.
AUGUUUGCAAUUUUGCACUUGCAAUUUGUCAACAUUUGGAAUCGAGACCUGUGCCAGUUGGGCAGCGUGGCAGUUGGGACCAACGAGUUCUUGGUGGAACCCAACUUCGAGCCUGGAGCGCUAGGGAACUCUUUUCUGCUGGUCUACACCCAGUCCUCCUUGGUGGAGCAAACCGGAAAUGCUGCCAUUGGAAUUUUUGACAUUGAGGCUCGCGUGGAUUCUGUGUCGUUCACGGACUUGGACUUGGAUCCACUCGAGAUUGGAGGCAUUGUGACCUGGAACGAGCCCUUCGAUACAUCCCAGGUUGCAUUCUAUGAUGUCUACCUGGGCUUGUCCGACGCAGGUGAGAAUCGGUCUCAGGUGGAGAGCCCGGUUGCUGUGCUGAACACCCAACUGGUCCUGUCCGCGGACACUGCCCAGGGCUUCUCCAACUACUUGCUGGUCUACAGUCGAUCGACCCUGGUGGAGCAGACAACUCCGGCGUUUCAGGUCAUAGUGGACCAAAGUGCUUCCGUUUCUGCUGUGGCCUUCACCGAUUUCGACGUGGACAUGGUGACCUUGGUGACUCAUUAUGCAGCUUACUUGGCGGACGAGUACACGGGGAAUCGAUCUCAGGUCUCUCAAGAUGUGGCAGUUGGAGGUGUGACACAGUUGAGCGUUGCCACGGACACUCCAAAGGGAAGCUACACCCAGAUUCGUGUCUAUGUGAAAUCCAGCUUUGUAGAGCAAAGCACUGCACAACAGAUUACCAUCAGUGACACGGCAACACUUUUCGACUACCUCAACUUUACAGACGAGGAUUUGGAUCCGGAACACUUCGGAGGCGUACUGGAAUGGCCAGACCCACAAGAUGUUUCCUUUGUCGAGCACUACGUUGUGUAUGUGGGAGAAUCCUGGAACGGCACUGGGCGUGUGGAUGUCUCUGGUGAGUUGCCCGCAGAGAACAGGACAUUUCUCGUUCCACAAGAUCAGACAUUGCCGUACCUCCUUUUGUACACCAAAUCUGCGGCAGGCGAACAGAGCACUCCUGAAGCUAUCCAAAUGAGCGAUGGUGUGGUGUCGAUGUCCGUAAGCUUCACAGACCAAGAUUUUGAUGCAGAUGAGCUGGGUGGAACUGUGUACUUUUCUUCUUCAGGUGAUGUAAAUCUGGUGGAUGUCUACAGAGUGUACUUGUCAGUCGACCAACUUGGUACCGGUCGAUCUCAAAUUGCGGGCGACAUCCCACAAAACUCGUCGGAGGUAGAUUUGCCGUCGGACACAGCCUUGAAUGGUUUUCAGUACGUCUUGGCUUCCGCAAAGUCUCUCUUCGAACAAAGCACACCCAGCAGCAUCGGGAUCUCAGAUAUCUCGCUGGGCGUGACUGAUCUCAACUUUCAAGACGAGGACUUGGAUCAGCAAGAGUUGGGUGGGCUCUUCUCGUGGGUGGGCUCCAACUCAUCCUUGGUCACUGACUAUGUGGUGUACCUAGCCACCAACACCAGCAAUGGCUUUGGCUCUUCGCAAUAUGUGGGCACCGCCCCUGUGGGGACCAACCAGCUGCUUGUACCUGACAGCACAGCUGCCGGCGCCUUCACCCAUUUGCUGGUAUACGUGAGGUCUAGCUUUGCUGAGCAGACCACACCCAGCAGUUUGGAGUUCUACGAUGCUUCUGCAACUGUGGGAAGUGUGGCAUUCACAGACCUGGAUUUAGACGCUGGAGAGCUGGGUGGCAACAUCACUUGGCAAGAGCAGGGCGACGUGGCCAUAGUCUCGCAGUACGUGCUGUACAUGGCCAAUGCAAGCACUCCCAUCGACUCUGUGUCGGUUGGGUUUGCCGAAGCAGUGGUGCCUCCGGACACAGCAACCAAUGAAGCCACAGAGCUUCAGAUCUUUACAAGGCACUAAACAGAGAUGAGUUGCGGCGAAUGAGUUUGAUGCGAGUCCAGCAACAC